This is a messenger RNA of Bombus pyrosoma, 747 nucleotides long. RefSeq names its product UPF0669 protein C6orf120 homolog. NCBI's taxonomy places the organism in Eukaryota, Metazoa, Arthropoda, Insecta, Hymenoptera, Apidae. The coding region runs from base 334 to 747 and encodes 137 amino acids. The transcript has 5 exons. The record is from RefSeq and is a predicted model, not a curated record.
ACCAUAUAUAAUAUAAAUGAACUUUUUAUAAUUGUCAUAAUUUCAACAUUCUGUAAUUUAUUUACGAAGAUCCUAUAUGUUAUUUCUGCAAGAAAUAAUAUAUAGGAUGAAUUGUUACUUUUAAUUUAAACAUGUUAACCUCAAAUAUCUUUUUCGAAUACAAACGUACGUAGCUCGAAAGAUUGGUGUAAAAUAUUUUAUUAAACACUUUACAUAUGAAUUACGUGCAAAGAAGGUUAAUUGAGUAAUAUUGUUAUUUUAGUGAGAUUUUUAAGGAUUAUAGCAACAAGUUUAUGAUUAUUGCAUGUUGAACAUGUUAACAUUCAUUAUACUAUGAGGAAUAUACCUAUAUUUCUUGUUUUGAUAUCCUGUGCAUUAGCAUCUAAAGAUAAAUUAUUACAUUAUGUGACUGAUGAAGUUGCAGGAGGUUCAUACAAAUAUUAUAAUUUAGCAUACGAUGGUUUUAUUAGAAUAGUGUUAAUAUCUGAGGUUGGAGAUACAGAUUUAUAUGCUUCGCAAAUAACAACAAAACCAACAUACGAACCAGAUCAAUAUUGUCUUCAAUCUGCUACAUGUGGGGAUGAUGUUAUUGUUAUUCCUAAUAGCUUUAAAAGACCAGUUAGUAUAGGAAUAUAUGGACAUCCAUCACAUGAAAAUAGUAAAUAUAUUCUUUUAGUGUAUGAAACAACAGAUACAGAAAACAUAUCAUUUAAAAGAAAUUUAGAUAUUCAUAAUGAGGUAUAUUAA